Arctia plantaginis is the source of this 912-nucleotide messenger RNA. The record is from the annotation of a GenBank genome assembly. NCBI's taxonomy places the organism in Eukaryota, Metazoa, Arthropoda, Insecta, Lepidoptera, Erebidae.
AUGUUCCACGUCGAUGGCAGCAGCGCGGGCAGUCCGAAGGAGGCUUGCGUGGGCUCAUCACCGCCACCAGCGCCGCCCGCCAAGCGUGACGUGCGCCAUCACCCGCAUCAUCAACACCCUCAACAUUCCCAACUUCACCAGCAUCAUCACGAACAACACAACAGGCCUCUCAGUAUAGAUGUACGUGUGUCUCCAGGCGGAGCUGGUACUUCAGCGGAGCCACCACAUCCCAUGCAUCAUCAUCAUAUGGACACGAAUCCUCUCGAAGGGCCAGUGGAGUCCAUGGUGAGCGGGGCGGGCUCUUCAGACGGUGAGUUAUCGUCAAAGGCGGGAGACAGUCCCAGUAGAAAGCGACGUCGCAUUUCCAGACAUUUAUCAUCAGGCGAGAGCAACGUAAGUGUAUCUGCGCCUGCAGUCGAAAGACGUACACCCAGACAUCACUACCAACCACCUCGGCGGGUGAGGUACGUGGCGAACGCCGGUGGCGGCGCGUGGGCGGAGCGCCUGCUGGAGCCGCACGCUCCCCACGCCGCGCACGCGCCGCACGCCCCCCACGCGCCACACGCGCCGCACGUGGCGCACGCGCAUCACGCGCACCACGCGCACGCGCAUCACACACCUCUGUUACUGGAUAUCAACCAGAUGCCACUCCGCGGCACGCGUCUGGGCGCGCUGGGCGGCGUGGGCUGGCACCCGCACGCGCCGCACGCGCAGCACGCGCCGCACGCCGCACACGCGCCCCAUGCGCAUGCGCAUCGCGACCAUUCGCAGCGCACGCAGGUGGCUGCCGCCAGCGCGGCCGAGGUGUGGGGCGCCGCCCUGAUGCCCGCGCUACCGCAUUUACGCUACCAGGUAUACACAACAACGUACAGGGUAGUCAUGGGGUGCGGUACCACUUUUGGGAAUCACUAG